AUGGGACUUUUCGCUGGCAAGGAGUACUACAAGCAACUUCUCGUUGUUGACAUCCGAGACGCCGAUGUGCUCUACAUAGAUGUCCACCACAAUUGCUCGGUACGAGUUUUCCGUGGCCUUGAAAAGCCAGAUUCGCCUGCCUCUGCUUGCAUCAUCAAGGUCGACGAUGGACCAGAUAUGAUUGCCGUCCUUGCUCGAGAUGGUAUCCGAAUUCUCAAGCAGCGCUACUCUAGAAGGAAGAACGCCGAUCUUACUUUCGAAGAGGUUAUCAAGUUCCCAAUUGAUUUCUCGCCAAAUGAGCAUCUUGGAAAGCACUCUUUCGCAUACGUUGGAUUGGAAACCUGCACUUUCGAAGGAGAAAAAUGCUUGGUUACGUUCAACAAGAACAAAUGCCAGCUCGAAUAUUUUGCUAUUCCUGAGGACUUCAGUUCUAUUGAAGAUAUUAGCGUCAAACUCGUCGAGCUCGCCCGCGACUACAAAAACACUUUGUACAUGUCGAAGACGUACGAUGCUAACCACCUGUUCCUUUCCGUCAACGACAUUGGGCGACCAUUUGUAGCGCGUGUCAGCUUCAACGGAGAGCCCGACGUGUCCUGGCAGAACCAAGGCAUUGUUCAUGUUCCCAAGGACUCGAUUGACAUGAUGGCUGGAGUUUGUGAGACUCCGAAUGGAACUCUUCUGAUUUGCGAUGGAAACGGAUCGAAGUACCCACAGUAUGGCAAUGUCUGGGCCGUACUCGAAUCGAAGGAGUACGACAAAUCCGGCAAGUUCGUCCCUGUCAAACUUCAAGACAAAAACGGGCGAAAUAUCACCGUGCGACGCUCAGUCGACAUCGUCUCCAAUCAUCGCAACAUCUUUCUCUGCACCCACCCUCUUUCCGAUCCAAAAUGCCGAACCAAGGCCGAGAUCUACGCCUUUGCCCGCCCAGAUGAUUUUUAA
Molecule: messenger RNA, 939 nt
Organism: Oikopleura dioica
Lineage: Eukaryota; Metazoa; Chordata; Appendicularia; Copelata; Oikopleuridae
Source: the annotation of a GenBank genome assembly